Molecule: messenger RNA, 696 nt
Organism: Theileria parva strain Muguga
Lineage: Eukaryota; Apicomplexa; Aconoidasida; Piroplasmida; Theileriidae
Gene: RPL12C
Product: 60S ribosomal protein L12-3
Exons: 2
Coding region: 151-648 (165 amino acids)
Biological process (GO): translation
Cellular component (GO): ribosome; cytosolic large ribosomal subunit
Molecular function (GO): structural constituent of ribosome; large ribosomal subunit rRNA binding
Source: RefSeq, a predicted model, not a curated record
AUCACGUAAAAAUAUAUAGAUAAAUUUACAUUUAUAUUACUUAUAUUUAUCAUUUUUUAUAAAUUUUAUCUGAAUAAAAAUUUUACAUUUCCCAAUUUGCACGUUUUAUUUAUUAUCAUAUCUUUUGCUAUAGGAAGAUACCUUAUCAAAAUGGCUAAGAAACCUGACCCAAACGAAGUAGUAUAUGUCUACUUGCGUCAACUUGGUGGAGAAGUAGCUCCUUCAUCAGUUCUUGCUCCAAAGUUAGGUCCAUUGGGUAUGUCACCUAAAAAAGUCGGUGAUGAUAUCGCCAAGGAGACAGCAAAUUGGAAAGGAAUUAAAGUCACAGUCAAGUUAACUAUCCAAAACAGACAAGCCAAAAUUGAAAUUAAACCAAGUGCAACUGCAUUAUUAAUCAAGGAGCUUAAGGAACCUGUAAGGGAUCGUAAAAAGGUUAAAAAUAUAAAACAUAAUGGUAAUUUGACAUGGGAUCAAUUAAUGGGUGUUGCAAGGACAAUGAGACCGACUUCCAUGGCCAGAACUAUGAAGGGAACUGUCAAGGAGGUUCUCGGAACCUGCAGCGCAAUAGGUUGUACUGUUGAUAAUCAGAAGCCUAGAGACUUGCAAGAAAAGUUAGAUAACGGAGAAAUUGAAGUACCUAACGAAUAAAAGACUACUCUUGUAAUCGUAAUUGGGCAUCAAUCUAGUUAAAUAUCA